GCCCAAGAUGGCGGCGGGGCCGCGGCGGCCGUGAGGGGAGCGGGGCCGGGGCUGCCCCGGUGCGGCCUCGGCGGCUCCGCGGCUCCGGAGCCCGGGCCCGGUCGCUAUGAUCGGCGCCCCCGACGUGGUGGCGUUGGCGAGGCAGGAGGAGGAGGAGGCGGCGGCGGCGGCGGGAGCCGAGGCGUGGAGGGAGCCGCCGCUGCCCGAGGAGUACUCGGUGCCCCUGGCGCCCUUCGGCGGGCCCGGCGCCAGCCCCUGGGCCAGGGCGGGCGGCUCCAAGUUCCUGCGGGACUUCAUCCUGGUGGCCGAGUUCUCGGAGCAGGUGGGGCCGCAGCCCCUGCUCACCGUCCCCGAUGACGCCAAGGUGCCGGGCAGCUUCGACCUCAACUACUUCUCGCUGCGCAUCAUGUCGGUGGACUACCAGGCGUCCUUCGUGGGCCACCCGCCCGGCUGCGCCUACCCCAAGCUGAACUUCGUGGAGGACUCCAAGGUGGUGCUGGGGGACUCGAAGGAGGGCGCCUUCGCCUACGUGCACCACCUGACGCUCUACGACCUGGAGGCCCGCGGCUUCGUCAGGCCCUUCUGCAUGGCCUACAUCUCGGCCGACGAGCACAAGAUCAUGCAGCAGUUCCAGGAGCUCUCGGCCGAGUUCUCCAAAGCCUCCGAGUGCCUGAAGACGGGGAACAGGAAGGCUUUCGCUAGCGAGCUGGAGAAGAAGCUGAAGGACCUCGAUUACACCAGGAGCGUGCUGCACAGCGAGACCGAGAUACAGAAGAAAGCCAACGACAAAGGGUACUACACCACCCAAGCCAUCGAAAAGGCCAACGAGCUGGCCAGCGUGGAGAAGUCCAUCAUCGAGCACCAAGACCUGCUGAAGCAGAUCCGAUCCUACCCCUACAGGAAGCUGAAGGACUCCGACUUCCACCCCUACGAGCCCGAGUGCGCCCCGGACCAGGCCAGCGUGGGCAGCGACCAGGACCUGGCUGCCUCCGACCUCGCUGAGCCGGGCGAGACGACCCCCUACUCCCACGUGCCCUCCUACACCCCCAAACUCAUCAAAGCCAAGUCCGCCAAGUGCUUCGACAAGAAGCUGAAAACGCUGGAGGAGCUCUGCGAUAUUUAUUUUUUCACCCAGACCCUGGAUCAGCUGCAUCAGAUCGAGAGGACGUUCAGGGGCGACGUGUGCUACCUCCUGACAAACCAGAUCAGUCGGGCGCUUUUGAAGCAGCAAAGCAUAACUAACUUCCUCUUCGAAGACGCCUCUUUUCUCGAUGAAAAAGCACCUGAAAAGCACUACCGAGGCUGUCAGGAACUUGGCCAAGACGCCAUCGAAAGAAAGUGUUCGGAAGAGUCCCCCACCCCGAAAGUGGUCAUCAGCCUGGGGUCCUACAAGUCCAGCGUGGAGUGCGUGCCCAUCAAGAUGGAGCAGGACAUCGACGACCCUCCGGAACCCGCGAUGACCGAAUCCGUAACUUUCGAACACCAGGAGAACCUGGACUAUCUCGAUGCCGACAUUAAAGGGAGCAUCAGCAGCGGUGAGAGCAUUGAGGUUCUUGGAACGGAGAAAUCUGCGUCGGGGCUGACGAAAUCGGAGAGCCAGGCCAGCUUGCCCAUCAGCCCCAGCCCCCAGGCGGGCAGGAGCAAGGUGGGCAGCAGGAGGACCGUCAGCGAGGACAGCAUCGAGGUCCUCAGCACCUGCCCCUCCGAGGCGCUCAUCCCGGAAGACUUCAAAGCGAGCUACCCAAGUGCCAUUAACGAGGAACCUUACGCAGACGACGAGGAGGGAGGCCUUCGCUUCACCCCCAGGUUAAACCCGGACGACGCCGACGAGCCGGAGGACGGCUCGAACCCGGAAAACCCGGCGCAGGUUGAUUCUGCCUGCUGCAUCGGCAAGGAGAGCCCCCGCUUCCUCGAGCCUCUGCCCGGCCUGGGCCCCAAGCUGUGCGACGAGGACGGGGUGGUGAGGAUCCCCCCGCAGCCCUACCGGCAAGCCGAGCAGGGGCCGUGCGGCGGCUUCGCCGGCUCCCCGCACCCCGACGGCGUGCCGGGAGGGCUCCUUCCCCACGAGCUCGACUCGCGCUACCCGGCGGGCGGCGGGGAGCUCAGCAGGACCAGCCUGGACGAGUGCUCGGACUCCACGAGCUACAUCAGCAGCGCCGCCUCCACCUGCUCCGACCGCACGCCGUCGCCCGCUCACCCCCCGUGCCCGGCGAGCGAGAGGCACAAAAAAAAAGCCGGGCAGAACGCCCUGCGCUUCAUCAGGCAGUACCCCUUCGCCCACCCCGCCAUCUACUCCCUGCUCAGCGGGAGGACCCUGAUCGUGCUGGGGGAGGACGAGGCGAUAGUGAAGAAGCUCGUGACCGCCCUCUCCAUCUUCGUGCCCAACUGCGGCGUUUACGCCAAGCCCGUGAAGCACUGGGUCACGGCCCCGCUGCACGUGGUGGAUUUCCAGAAGUGGAAGCUGGUCGGGCUCCAGAGGACGGCCUCGCCCGCGGGGGUGAACGUGCUGCACGCCCUCAGCCGCUACAGCCGCUACGUGAGCAUCCUGGACGCCGACAGCAAGACCCUGCGCUGCCCGCUCUACAAAGGCGCCGUGGUGGCCCGGCUGGCGGACCACCGCACCCAGAUCAAGCGAGGCAGCACCUACUACAUGCACGUCCAAAGCGUCCUCACCCAGCUGUGCUCCAAAGCCUUCCUCUUCGCCUUCUGCCACCACCUGCACCUUCCCGUCGCCGACAGGGAGCCGGAGGAAGCCGUCGCGAGCCGCAGGGUGAGCUUUCUGAAGCACCACCUGGGCCUCGCCAAUGAAGAUCUGAAAAUUGUACAGUAUUUAGCCGAGCUGCUGAAGCUGCAGUACAUUCAGGAACCCGGCCAGGGGGCGAAUCCCCUGCUCAGAUUUGACUAUGUUCCCAGCUUUUUGUACAAAAUCUAGCGUCCCGUGGGCCGUCCGCCUGCACGCUCGGGUCCUGGUACCCAUCGCGCGUGCUUGACGUUGAUGCCGUCUGCAGUCGCUGUCAUCCAUCAGGAAGGGGCAAAGAAGCCAGCGUGUCUGCGAGCAUCUCUGCUCCCUAGAAAUCAGUGUCCGGGGGGCUGAAUUUGUGAGGUUUCCUGUCGCCGAGAACGUAGGCGUGCCGUCACGCGGAACGCUGGGCGCUCCAUUUCUAAGGGUUAGGAGGGGCACUGGUAACUUCCGAGGCGUAUCGUGGUAGCACCCUGGGGCGUUACGGCACGGAGAGGGAGAUGGGCUGGCCUGGGAGCAGCGCGUAGCGAGGUGCAGCCCCCAGAUAGGCAGCGCUCUCCACGCUUCUGCCGGAGCCCUAAGUGCUCUCGCUCCCUUCCGCGGAGCCGGGCUGGAGAUCAGAGGGGAAACACGAAGGCCGGCGAAGGUUUUAACCCAGCGGUGAAGGUUUUAACCCAGCAGAGCCCGACGUGAGCGUGGGGUGGCGCCGCUGUGCCCGCAGCAGCUCCCUGGCAGGACGGCAGCGGGCGCUUACCUGCGCGAAGCGGUAGCUGGCGGUGUCCCUCUGCAUCUCCUGAGUUUCCUGGCGCUUCCCAAAAUCCCUGGGCCUGAGGGGCAGCAGUGAAGGCAGGCCCGCUUCUCUCCGGAAAGCGUUUGGCAGCUUCUCAGCUUUGUUAAAACCUGGAAAGGGAAGGGGCUCCUUGAGCAGGCUGGCGCUAGCACCGCCGUGAAUGUAGCACCGUGCCUUGUUCGUUUGUCACCUCCUGCGUGCUGGGCAGCCGCCGAGAACGGUGGGAGGGAGACCAGGAAUCCUCAGAGCUUUUCAGGCCGAGGGUGGGCCUCCUCGGGAGAGGUGGGAGCUGAACGGAGGCGGGAGCCUUAUUUUUAGGGGCUUUUUGUGACGGGGAAGCGAGCGGUGCAGUUCAGCUGAAGAUACGCUGCGUGACGGUGAGCCCAGCUGGUGAGAGGUCUGGGAGGAAGGGACUGGGUUCCACGUUGUAUCCAUACAGGUUUUUUUUUUUUUUCCUCUUUCUGUUGGGCAGUUGACCUUGGUGCUAAAGCAGGGUCAGCGUCCCAGCGUGCUGCUUCUGGCUGUGCCGAUUUAUUUUAUCGCCAAGCCUUUGCCAUGGCUCACCUACCUCUCGUUCCUGGGUAGUUCUGGACGGGGCAGAGCCGCAGCUCUUCCCUUCCAAAGCUCCCGCGUUGCUCUCAGUGCCAGGAAGGCUGUGCCACCGUCACCGCGAUGCUGCCGGGAGGUUGUUCCUGACGGUGCUGGGAGCUUCGUGCCCAGUGCUUCCCUUGGGAGCCCCCCGGGAGGUGUCGCUGGCUGCCUGUCCGGGGCUGCAGCCCCUGCUCCGUCCCAGUCCUGCGGUACCAGCUGCCCCCGCGGCACUUCGAAGCAAGAGAAAAAGCUCUUGCUGGGAAAGCAGCCUCGCUUUUAUUUCUUUUUAGCACUCUUCUGAUUACGUGUUGAGAACAGCUGUGGUCUUACAAGAUGAGCUGAAGAUUUUGGGUUUUGUUUUGUUUUGUUUUGCCUGUUUUUAAAACCUCUGUUUACCACGAUCGCGCGAGGCAGUGCCGCACCAGAACGCGAGCCUUCCAUGCCUGGCGAAGUUUGUGUGGCCUGGGGCUUGUCAGCAAGAGCUCGACCCCGCUGGAACUUGCUGGGAUAACUGCUCUGAAACCCGUGCCCUGAAGGCAGGGAGUUGCCCGGGGUGGGCUCUCCUCCUGCUGCCGGCAUCCACGCUUCGGUCCCACGGCCGCCUCUUCCCUGCCUGGAAAGGGCUCUCGGGGAGCUGAGGAGGCACGAACCGACGGGGCAGAGGGUUUAGUUUAAACACUAGCAUUACUUGUAGGGACUUACAGCGAGGCAGUCGGGGUGCUUGAGCUCGUGGUGCUCUCCAGGGAGGUUUCCGAGGUCAGGAGGGGCUUGUUGGGGCAUUUCUGGGGCGCGGCGCGGCUUUGCCUUUGCCGAAGGCGAGUGGUAUGCCGGGAUGUCAGCUGCUGUGUGCACGGGCCGCGCACCCUGACAGCGCGCUCAGAGCCUUUCCCUUCGUGAUUCUGCGCCCUCCCGUACGCUGCUGUCGCGUGUGAGCCGGGUCUGCUGGUGAAAAACUUCCGUGUCCGCAGACAACGCUUCGUGAAGUGACUCGAGGCGUCCUCGUGUCGAUUCGUGCGCAUCUGAGCGACUUCCAAACUGGAGGCGAGGCUCCCCGGGGGAAGGAGCGCCUCAGGUGGCACCAGGACGUCCUCAGCUCCCCGCACCCUACCUGACCCGUGGCUCUGUUCAUCACGGCGGCUCGUGGUCUGUGCUGGAAGACAUCCUGGCGCUGUUUGGGUUUGAGGAGGAAGGGACGGACUCUUCCUGCUGGCUCACGUCUCUCUUCCCGCAGGCCGACAGCUCAGGAUCAGGGCAGGAUGGACGCCCAGGGACGGCUGGUUUCGCGCUCGGCGGUCUUUACCUGGAGGAUUCAGCCGCACUCGUGCAGCGGCAGACAAGUCACCGCUGGCUUCUCCCUCUGCCCACCCGAUAGGACUGACGUGCGAGGCUGUGCUGGGCGACGCUUGCACCUCCACCCGCCUGACCUGCUUCAUCGCUCUGCCACAAAGCAGCUCUGGAUUCGGGAGGACGCCUCGGGGGCUUUACAGGGCCCGUGGCCCGUUCUGAAACGGGAGCUCUGCGUCACCUGCGGCCGUGAGGAGCCUGGGAGCGCGCGCCCUUCCAAAACUGGCUCGGGACGUGGAUCGGGUAACCCCUGAGCUCGCCGUCCCGUGGCGGGGAGUUGCGCUCGCCGAUGCUCCCGCACCUCUCGACGGAGG
Molecule: messenger RNA, 5779 nt
Organism: Cygnus atratus (black swan)
Lineage: Eukaryota; Metazoa; Chordata; Aves; Anseriformes; Anatidae
Gene: SMCR8
Product: SMCR8-C9orf72 complex subunit
Exons: 2
Coding region: 107-2932 (941 amino acids)
Cellular component (GO): guanyl-nucleotide exchange factor complex
Molecular function (GO): GTPase activator activity
Source: RefSeq, a predicted model, not a curated record